AUGUUCAAGUGAGUGCCCGUUUUACGAUGUAAAAAUCUAAGAUAAUUAAUUUAGAACAAAUUAUUAUUAUUCGACAAAACCCGAUUAAAUUAGUACGUAAUAUUAUACCGGGCCGCGCCGUGUGUUACAAACGGGGCGUAUUCGACCGCGAGGUUUCAAACAUACUUAUACAGCCUACGUUCGUUAUACCGAUCGUUUGACAUCUGUUUUGUCGAAUAUUUUCACUAAUAUUUUCCAUCACACCGGCGAGUUAUUCGAAAACUCAACCGAAUCCCCGUUCCCUCGAAAUAUCGUUGGUAAACAAUUGUUCGUUUUUGUUGCACAGGUACACGAUAUUGUUCGCAGCUCUGGCCGUGUCGGCGUCGUUGGCCAACAGCAUUCCCGUGGCCAGCCAAGAGCCCAGCCCGGCAGAGUCCAACAUAGUGGUGCACAAGAAAAUCGUCUUCAAGCCGCAGAACCCGGUGCCGGUGUCCGAGACCAAUGUCGAAGCUGUGCCGGAACAGUCGUACGACGCCGCCUCACUGGUGGACACCGGUCUGUCGGGUCUGCACCAUCUGAUUAGCGGACCGAAGAAAAUAGUCGGCGCCGUGGCCAGUUACGUGUUCAGCACCCUGAAGUCGAUGGACGCGAAGAAAAUCUUCAAAAUCGUACUGCUGGGCGCCUUGGUCACCGUUUUGGGAUCCGUUGCCGCCGUGGCCGUGGCCGGUCUCGUGUCCAUCAUCUCGGGCAUCUGCGCCGUGCUCCCGUACGUCCGGUUCUUCUUCGGCGGUGAAUUCGCCCAACUCUCUGAAGCCCACGUGGACACGCUCAGUGAUUUCGUUUUGGGCGCCUUCGACAAAUACGAGAACCUCAUCCAACACCAUAAUAAGGCAUAG
Cinara cedri is the source of this 875-nucleotide messenger RNA. Lineage: Eukaryota; Metazoa; Arthropoda; Insecta; Hemiptera; Aphididae. The record is from the annotation of a GenBank genome assembly.